Messenger RNA from Nothobranchius furzeri (turquoise killifish), 4472 nucleotides. RefSeq names its product polypyrimidine tract binding protein 1a (gene ptbp1a). Gene Ontology annotation, cellular component: nucleus. Gene Ontology annotation, molecular function: mRNA binding. Gene Ontology annotation, biological process: regulation of cell differentiation; regulation of RNA splicing; mRNA processing. The record is from RefSeq and is a predicted model, not a curated record. NCBI's taxonomy places the organism in Eukaryota, Metazoa, Chordata, Actinopteri, Cyprinodontiformes, Nothobranchiidae.
CAUUUUAAAGAUAAACUACCGCAGAAGUCAAUUUAUCCCUUAUGUUGUCCGUAUGCCUUAAUGCUAUAACUUCUUAGGUUGUUUCGCUGGAAUAAUUAGACCUGGGAACUUUACUCGAAACAGUUUCUUUCUUCAAAACAUGCAACAGUUAGCAGGAGCGGACGCUAGCUAGCAGCAGCUAGCCACUGGUAGCGUCACCGCUUUCCGUCAUAAUUUAUGUGAGUUGUUUUCAGUUAUUUCACUGCUCUGUGAAGGCAGAAAUUGCUGUUAGCAAAACCGACCUAAUGUCCUAAAUACGCGCUUUUCUUUAUUUUCGUCGAAAACUCGGCGUUUUUCAUCAAAGAACGGUAGUUCGCGGUGGCUAACUGUACCUUUGUAACUUCACGGGAACUCGAGCUGAGCUAAAGCAACGUGUCUCAUUUCCGCAUUCAUUUGUUCGCGGAGAGCCAGGGCCAUGUUGAAGAUGUCUGGCCCGAAGAUCUGAUGUUGAUUCAAUCAGAGACCUCAGUAGCGCCUAAUCUUAUCGGGCCGCCUAGACGCCACUGAGUUGUACCCUCUGGGAUCCGGCUACGUCCCUGAAAUUGACAGUGUCCAUGAUAUAUCCGUUGGCACAAAGAGGGGAUCAGACGAACUCUUUUCUUCUUGCAUAUCCAACGGACCCUAUAUCAUGAACUCAGCCAGUGGCAACGACAGCAAAAAAUUCAAAGGUGAUGUCCGCAGUCCUGGUGUUCCGUCACGUGUGGUCCAUGUACGCAAGCUUCCCAACGACAUCAAUGAGGCUGAAGUUAUAAGCCUGGGACUGCCUUUUGGAAAGGUCACGAAUCUGCUGAUGCUGAAAGGCAAAAACCAGGCCUUCCUGGAACUCAACAGUGAAGAGUGUGCACAGACGAUGGUGAGCUACUACUCUUCUGUCACCCCCGUCAUCAGAAACCAUCCCAUCUACAUGCAGUACUCCACUCAUAAGGAGCUCAAGACGGACAACUCUCCAAACCAAGUGCGUGCCCAAGCAGCUCUGCAGGCAGUCAACGCCCUCCAUGGAGGUGGAAUAGGAAGUGUGGCUAUUUCUUCAGAUGCUAGCAGCAUGGCGGGAGGAGUAGCCCAAAGUCCUGUCCUCAGGGUCAUCGUGGAAAAUCUAUUCUACCCCGUCACCCUGGAUGUUCUACACCAGAUCUUUUCGAAGUUCGGUACAGUACUGAAAAUCAUCACUUUCACCAAGAACAACCAGUUUCAGGCUCUGAUCCAGUAUGCUGACGCCAUGACAGCUCAGCACGCUAAACUGUCCCUUGAUGGCCAGAACAUCUACAACGCUUGCUGCACCCUGAGAAUCAGCUUCUCCAAGCUCACCAGCCUCAAUGUCAAAUACAACAAUGACAAGAGCAGAGAUUACACCCGCCCAGACCUGCCCACUGCUGAUUCACAGCCCAGCAUUGACCAUCAGGCCAUGGCAGCAGCUGCUUUUUCUGCUCCAGGUAUAAUCUCAGCCUCUCCCUUUGGAGCUCAUGCCUUCCCACCAACCUUUGCCAUCCAGCAGGCAGGUCUGUCAGUUCCUGGUAUCCCCGGUGCCUUGGCGUCUCUGGGUGUGGGUCACAGCAGCAUGGCAGCUGCGGCAGCAGCAGCAAGCCGGCUUGGCCUGUCAGGGCUUGCUGCUGCCGGGGGACAUAACGUCCUGUUGGUCAGCAACCUGAACCCCGAGAGCGUUACGCCACACUGCCUCUUUAUUCUUUUCGGUGUGUAUGGCGAUGUGAUGAGAGUGAAGAUCUUGUUUAAUAAAAAGGAGAACGCUCUCGUCCAGAUGUCUGAUGGUACCCAGGCUCAGCUCGCAAUGAGCCACUUGAACGGCCAGCGUCUUCAUGGCAGGGCCAUGCGUGUAACGUUGUCCAAACACACAACAGUUCAGCUGCCCAGAGAAGGCCACGAGGACCAGGGCCUCACCAAGGAUUUCAGCAACUCGCCUCUGCAUCGUUUCAAGAAACCUGGCUCCAAAAACUACUCCAACAUUUUCCCACCCUCUGCAACUCUCCACCUCUCCAACAUACCGCCUUCUGUGGUCGAGGAUGAUCUGAAGAGACUAUUUGCCAGCUCAGGAGCUACAGUCAAGGCCUUCAAGUUCUUUCAGAAGGACCGCAAAAUGGCCCUGAUCCAGAUGGGCUCAGUCGAGGAGGCAAUCGAGUGCCUGAUUGAGUUCCACAACCAUGAUCUUGGGGAGAACCAUCACCUCCGAGUGUCCUUCUCAAAGUCCACCAUCUGAGUGCCUUCCACCCCCCUUCUGCUGCCAUCUGAAUGCUUCUGUUCUCUAGGUUGCCUUCAGUGAAAAUGGCCUUCAUAUCAUGUUUAUAGUGGUGUGGUUUAGUUUAUUUUCCCCCCUCUGUUGGAGAAUGUUGCUCAUUUAUCCUGUUUUCUGGGUUUGGGUAUCGGGUCCAGACCCUUCCUGUCCUCGUGUUCUGUUCCAGCUCCAAAGACCCUAAAAGAUCUAAAAACAGAGCAAGUUCAGGUUCUGAUUCAUGUUUCAUAUGGAGGACAGAAGGUUGUCGUCAGCAUUCCUUUGUACCAUGCACAUAAUAUAGUGUAGACUUGUUUACAUCUGCCUAUUUGUUGUUCAGAUUUGAGAGCAAAACUGUGUUUUUAUGUUUUCCUGCUCAGCAUUGGACACGGCUUCUGAGGAAUUCUGGUAAAUGAGCAACGUUCUACAGUGAAACGUGUUAAAGUAGAGGCAGCUUUCCCUCAGACCAAAUCGCUUCAAAACGCCCACAAACGCAGAUCGCGCCAGACGCAACUCGGCGUGCCUUUUACUGCGUUGUUCAAACGUCCACAUAGGCCUUUUUAAAAGCCACUUAGAUCCAGUUUGGCCAGUCGGAAACGGUUAAAGAUGAAGAAUCUUUUGGUUUGAAACAUCAACCUAUUUUAUCUAAUUAGUACCCACCUUUUAAUGUCUCCUCUCCUCUGUGGGGGUCCACACCACCAUAACUCAGAUCAGACACAUUUUUCUUUUCUCUACAGUCUCGUGCCUUACUUCACCUCGGCCAGCACGCUCUGGCCUCGUAAGAACUUACCUGCCUUUCUUCAGACCUAGGUAUUUACCAGCAUUGUUCAGUUUAGUGGGUUAAGCUCAUUCGAUCCCCUUUUCCUUUUUAUUUUCUAUAAAUAUCUUUGUUUUAUAUGCAUUUAUCCUGAUAUGUAUCUAGAAACUAUGAAUGUAAGUCAGUUAGAUGCUUUCUGUUUUCUAGGUGAUGUAGCAGUAGGCGGUGUUUAAUAUCCAGCUGCAUUCAGCCUCCCUGUCCUACUCAUUACCGUUUAGUCCUGCUGGGACUUUACAGCCUCGUUUAGCCAGAUUCUAUUCACAUAUAUGUGUAAACUUAUAUAUCCAAUAAUCUUUUUUUCUUUUUAAUGUUAGAAUUUACACGUGGAUCUUGUCCAAGUUGAACAGACGUGCUUGUAGUGGUUUAGUUUGAUGGCUAUUGCAGUGCCUUGAGUUUUUAUUCCGAUGCUGAGACAAGCCUGGUCAGUUGUUUACCCCUCUUUCAGGUUUUUUCUCUUACCUGCCUUCAAAGAUGCCUUCAUACCAUAAUCAGGUAAAUCCACCUGAGAGCAGCUGAAGGGCAUUUCCUAAUGACAUAUUUUUUCUUUAUUCAGACUUGCGGGCUGUGAAAGCCGCACCCAUUCCCUUGUCGUUGUCUUAUUACACCAGUCGUGCACUUUCCCUAAUGGUUAAGUCCAAGUUCGCCACACGAUAGUCUUAAAUGUCGCCACAUUCCUGCGUGCCUCAAGCACCGGUUUCCACAAACUCGACCACUAAAGUCUUGGGCCGUGAACAGAUGAGCUCUGUUUCUAUUUUUGUAAAAGAUUCUUAUGCAUGACUUAACUAAGCUUCAUGUAGCUGCAGACGGUUUUUGCUGUUAAGGACCAAAGUGUGUUCUCCCCCUGCUGUUGUGAUUUCAUUGAGGGUUGUUUUUUAUUUUAUCUACAGCGACACAAGGUUCAAGAUGAAUUUUCUGUUGCAAGUCACACCUACUUCAGUGUAGCGCCUUAUACUGUAUUGUUUUUGUUCCAGUUGCAGAGCCGUCUUUGGUAGUCGCUUUAGAAUCAACAUGUAAUUGAACACAGUCCUAGCUGUGUAGAAGAUUAUACACCUCUAAAUGUUGUUGAAAGCUUUUACUUUUUUCCUUUUUAUACGGGGGUGGGGUGGGCUUGUAUGAGGCGGGGUUGAUGAUUGUAUAUAUUCAUGGUUUUGUACCACAGAAUGAUUUGGAUUAUAUUCACUUUACGUUCAGAACAUGUAUAUUUUGAUAAACAGUGCAGACAUGUUAAGCUCUUCUGGGCUGUAAACGCAUAAAGAUCUUUUGUAACACAAAGAUAUUAAACCUAUCUGAACACACACGUGACUCUGUAUGUGCCCCACCCCUCUUUAUUUUGCCAUUCUUGUCUUUUGCAUUUUCUGCUUCCUUCAAUAAAUCUUUAGUUUGUUCCUUCCUUCA